CCUUAUGGUUCAGGCUGUAUAAAGGCACUAACGAACAUUCAAACUGAACAACUUGUUGAAGACGGUACACCAUUAAGAAGGAAUCAUACAUAUUGUUUGCAAAAUCCAAUAUUAUUGGUUUAAUUGGGCCACAUAAUUACCUUUCUUAAGACGUAUAUAAUGUCAGAUCCUGGAAUGGAAUAUAUGUUACUUAUUGUCUUACUGACAACAACAUCGUCCAUUGCGGUCACCAGAGAUGAAUUUGUGAAAGCACUGGAUUAUUUAGGGCACUACGGGUAUUUACACAUUCCACUGCAUAAUGGGGAUCAGCAAUAUGCUCCUGAGGAGGUAGAAGAAGCCCUCAGAAUCUUUCAAAGGGUAAAUGGCCUGAGCUCAUCUGGAGAACUAAACGCUGCAACGCUGGCAGUGAUGGGCAAACCUCGCUGUGGUCAAGCAGACCCUUUCACCAACAACUCCCUGGCAUAUCGAGUGAUAGGUAAAUGGCGCAAAUCGUCGCUGACCUACCGUAUCAAUAACUACACACCUGACCUGGGAUCAGCAAAGACCCGGCUGGCCAUCCAACAUGCAUUCAGGUAUUGGAGUGACGUGUCACCCCUAACGUUCAGGGAGGUCCGGCAAGGGAGGGCCGACAUCAACCUCUCGUUUCACCGCAAAGACAAAACAUGCCCAGUGCCAUUUGACGGCAGAGGGCAUGUGCUGGCCCAUGCAGACACCCCACAGUCAGGCAUCGUGCACUUUGAUGGGGAUGAGCUUUGGACCGAGGGGAAGCGCUAUGGCUCCAACCUGAGGAUCAUAGCGGCCCACGAGAUCGGCCACGCUCUGGGCCUGGGCCACUCUCAACUCCCCCACGCGCUGAUGGGGCCCGUGUACAGCGGCUACCAGUCCCACUUCAAGCUGCAUGCAGACGACAUACAGGGCAUCCAGGUGUUGUAUGGGAAGCCAGGGAAACGUGUGCCAUCGAGGAGUCCAGGCCUGUCAGUGCCAGCUGGAAAGGCCCCACAUCCUUGCAAAGCGACAAUAGACGCAAUCAUGUUGGGUCCGCAACAUAAGACAUAUGCCUUCAGUGGUCAGUAUGUGUGGACAAUGUCGGGAUCUACAUACAGCACGCCUACCCUGAUCUCUGCCCUUUGGAAAGAACUUCCGGGAUCCUUGAACGCCGCAGUCCACUCCCAGAGGACCGGAAAAUCCUACUUUGUGAAAGGGAAACAAUUGUGGAGAUAUACAACAUUUAAACUUGACCGUGGCUUUCCCAAAAAUAUGGCACAAAUUCCAGCUGACAUUGAUUCCGCCUUUUAUCAAAGAAACCCGAAAAGAAUUAUAUUCAUCAAAGGCUCACAGUAUUGGCAGUGGGAUGAAAUUGGAGUUACAGACUUCAAGUCGUAUCCAAAAGCUAUCCAAAAGCUUUACCGAGGGUUUCCUAGCAAUCCAAGUGCUGUAUCUACGGGGACUAACGGACACAUUUAUGUGUUCAAGGGAACCCAGUAUUGGCGUGUUAACAAACAAACAGUGGAGAAGGGCUACCCGCUAAACACAGCAGCAAAAUGGAUGCACUGUGAUGACUGAACCGCUAGAGGGCAACAAUGAUUCAAAGAUACUUAAUGCACCUUGUUUACAGAAGAGGAUUUUGUUUUGUUUAUUGUCAAGACUGACUGUCAAGUCUGAAUAUACAAGACAUACAUAAAACACUCAGGGGAAUUCAAAUCAUUUUCUUAUUAUUAUUAUAAUAAAGAGCAAUGGUUUCAAAGUGUUAUAUGCUGUCUCUUAAACAAAAUGUCCAAGCGAUUUCCAAUUUACAUUAAAAAGGCCAGGACUGAUUGACCAACAUAAAACAGGACUAGCUAUUGGAUGUUAUCAUUGUAGCACAUUCACAAAACAAUUAUUUAAUUUUUCUCAAAGGAUAAGUGCUGAGUAUGAAGCUGUAUGUAACUUUUAAUUCUCAAUAAUUCAUCCCAUCAUGUUACACAUUUCCCAUGAUGUUUUGUCUUGAAUAGCUCAAUACUUUCAUACUAGCAUUUAAAAUGUAAAAAAUCAUGACAUCAUGUACUGCGAAACACUGAAAUAUUACCAGUAUUGUGCAAGUAAAAAUAAGUAUUAAAUUACACUUAGUUUAGCUGUUAUGUGUGUCAUUCUGCUGAUUCUGAAAUAAAAAAAAUGUUAAAAAAAAUGAAUUGAAAGCCAUGGAAAUAAA
Gadus chalcogrammus (walleye pollock) is the source of this 2188-nucleotide messenger RNA. Its product is annotated as matrix metalloproteinase-19-like. Gene Ontology annotation, molecular function: zinc ion binding; metalloendopeptidase activity. The transcript has 9 exons. Gene Ontology annotation, biological process: collagen catabolic process; proteolysis; extracellular matrix organization. Lineage: Eukaryota; Metazoa; Chordata; Actinopteri; Gadiformes; Gadidae. The record is from RefSeq and is a predicted model, not a curated record. Bases 160 to 1563 code for a protein of 467 amino acids. Gene Ontology annotation, cellular component: extracellular matrix.